Molecule: messenger RNA, 552 nt
Organism: Metschnikowia bicuspidata var. bicuspidata NRRL YB-4993
Lineage: Eukaryota; Fungi; Ascomycota; Pichiomycetes; Serinales; Metschnikowiaceae
Gene: TIM22
Product: translocation channel protein
Exons: 1
Coding region: 1-552 (183 amino acids)
Biological process (GO): protein insertion into mitochondrial inner membrane
Cellular component (GO): TIM22 mitochondrial import inner membrane insertion complex
Molecular function (GO): transmembrane protein transporter activity
Source: RefSeq, a predicted model, not a curated record
AUGGUUUUCGGAGUCUACACAGGUCCGCAGGAGCCAGAGAAGCCUCUUGCGUUGAUGACCCAGGAAGAGCAGGCGGAAAUGGGCGCUAAGAAGAUGGUCGAAGCCAUGCAGUCGUGCCCGGGCAAAACCGUGAUGGCUGGUGGCUCCGGGUUCUUUUUGGGUGGAUUUUUCGGCUUGUUCAUGGCGUCGAUGGCCUACGAUGUUCCCGUUGGAGGCAGCGGGGCAGGCCAUAUUUCCGAGCUUCCUUUCAAACAGCAGAUGAAGCUCCAGUUUUCGGACAUGGCGAAGAGGUCGUACUCGAGUGCCAAGAACUUCGGGUACAUUGGCAUGAUUUUCUCUGGCGUGGAGUGUUCCAUCGAAAGUUUACGUGCCAAACACGAUAUCUACAAUGGAGUCAGCGCCGGGUGCAUCACGGGGGCGGGGCUCUCUAUUAAGGCCGGGCCACAGGCGGCCUUGUUGGGCUGUGCUGGCUUUGCUGCCUUUUCCACGGCGAUCGACCUUUAUAUGAAUUCCGAGCACGCGGCCCCACCAAGAAACGACUACGACGAUUAA